AUGACCGACGAAACUGCCACCAGAGCCCCAGAAAGUGAUGCUAUGGAGGAAUCAAAAGAGGUUCCUCAAGUCGAACCAAGCCCAUUUCCAGGAGAUACUCCAGCGCAAAGCGGUGCAAGUUUGGGUGAGCAUUGUGUGAAGGAUAGACCAACACCUUCCGGUCAUGGUUCAUCUGGAGAAAUUACACAACUUGGAGGAAUCGAUGUUUAUAUUUCAAAGCCAAGCGAAUAUCCUCAUGCGCCAUCGAAACUCUUACUACUCCUCACUGGUGCGACAGGCAUGCAUUCAGUAAAUAAUCAAAUUCAGGCCGAUAAAUUCGCUGGCGAAGGCUUCCUUGUUAUCAUGCCCGAUAUGUUCCACAACGACCCAUUACCUGGAUCCGUGACGUAUGUAGAAGAAAAGGAUCCUUCUUUGAUUGAAAAAUUGAAGCUCCAUGCCGCAGAGGCAGCAAAAAGUUUUCUAGCAGAUAUGUGGCUCGCAAGACAGACACCGGAAAAAAUCCUACCGAUUAUCCAUAAAGUUAUAGAGGCUGCAAAGGACGAAUUCGCAGAUGCUGUAGCUAAUGGGGGAGGAAUAUAUUCCGUUGGUUACUGUUUAGGUGGAAAAAUGACUCUAUUACUAGCAGGCGAAAAAUCAGAUGGUGUUCAUUGGGGCCAACAUCAUGCAAAGGACGAGGAAGCGGCCGUUGAAAAGAAAGGUCCAUACAUCAAAGUUGGUGCAAUCGCUCACGCAACGUUAGUUGGAAAGGAAGAUUGGGAGGGAACUAAAGUUCCAUUAUCAUUUGUUUGUGUUGAUGACGACCAGCUGUUCUCUCGUGAAGUUCAAGAGGCCGGCAAGACAUACUUGAAUGAGAACAACAUCGAACAUGAAUUCAAGACGUACUCUGGCGUACCUCACGGAUUUGCGAUAGUAGGUGAUUACGAGCAAUUAAACAUCAAGCAGGCACAAGCUGAGGCAUAUGACCAAAUCUUGGCAUGGUUGAAAGCUCAUUAA
Molecule: messenger RNA, 993 nt
Organism: Sclerotinia sclerotiorum 1980 UF-70
Lineage: Eukaryota; Fungi; Ascomycota; Leotiomycetes; Helotiales; Sclerotiniaceae
Exons: 3
Coding region: 1-993 (330 amino acids)
Molecular function (GO): hydrolase activity
Source: RefSeq, a predicted model, not a curated record